Messenger RNA from Cokeromyces recurvatus, 584 nucleotides. RefSeq lists its product as uncharacterized. Bases 266 to 580 code for a protein of 104 amino acids. The record is from RefSeq and is a predicted model, not a curated record. The transcript has a single exon. NCBI's taxonomy places the organism in Eukaryota, Fungi, Mucoromycota, Mucoromycetes, Mucorales, Mucoraceae.
AUUUUUCACAAAAGGCAGUUUAUUACAUCCCGAUAAAUGGUUUCUUACAACCCAAUGGGCGGUUUUUUACAUCCCAAUGGGCGGGAAAAGAUAUAUGUGUUUAUCUACUAAGAAAGUCUAAAUGAGCACACAUUUUUUAUGAGGAUAGACAGGGGAGAAUUGUUGGCGAAGAAGGGCGCAAUGCUAUGGAUUGGGAAGAAGAAGUGCAUACCCAUCACCUAGACACGCUAACCCGCCUUAGACUAUUGAAGGUUUAGAUGCUGAAAUGGAGGAAGCUGCAAACAUAAUAAGAAACCAGAUAAAGCAUUACGAUGGCUACUCCAGCGAACAAAAACUACUUUUUGUUUAUUACAAAAGCGUAAAAUCAUGUAAUGCUGCUAAAUCUGGUAGAUUAGCGGGUGGAAUUGCUGAACGACAGCACAGAAGUGGGCUAAGAAACUCAAAGAGGUCAACGAUUGGAAUACCUUGGAAAAACAAACCAACAAAGUCAACAGGCCAAAGGGGCGGCUUGAAGAAAGACAUAAGAUUCAUUUACUUAACUUUUAUGAUGACAACCCUCAAGCCCAGAUUCUUGAUGUAGUUGC